ACUGCCAGUCAUGUAUUUUCUUUUUGUUAGUUUUCGAGGCAAUUUUAGUUGUCUUUCAUUACAUUAACAUUGAUGUUCUUGUUGUUUUUUUUUGUCGAUCGCUUUGUCGUAUUGCUACCGCUGUUAUUUCGUACGUGUAUCCAUACUUGAAAUCGUCUCUGCUCUAGCUAUAAUAAGCAAACAUUGCAGAUACAAGUUGUUUGCGCUUGCAUCCAUGCUCAACUUCCUGAUAUUCAGUACGACCAUAACACAAGUAAAAGGUGCACGUACGCGCUUAGAUUGUCCACUUUCGCCAUAUGUACACAUAUUUAUUUAUAUAUACUCACAUACCUAUACGAACGCUUCGUUUUCAUAUUUAUUAAACAGCACUGGAUUUAAUAUUACAUGCAUAUAUCAAAAUCAGCUCGCAUAUAUUAGUAUGUUUGAACAUUUAACUCGUGUUAUUUAAAAAGUUUAAUAUCUGUAAAACAACAAAAAAAUAUAAUACAAUUUGUAGUGCAUUGAAAUUAUAAUUUAAUUAUAUAAAAUAAAUGUAAAACUUUAAUGAAAAGCAACGAAUAAACCGCAAUCAAAUUUUGCCGCAAUCCAAAACGAGACUAUCCGCCGGCAAAUCGUUUAUGUUCGAAAAGGCGAUAUCAAUCAUAUCCACUUAUUUUAAUUAAUUAAAUAUAUGAGGAUGUGCGUAUGCAACUGCAUGAUUGCUGAAAUUGUAAAAAAAAAUCCAAAAUUAUGUAGAAUAUCUCUAUUAGCAGCUAACGGAAUUUAAAGUGAUGUUAUAGUAGAUGAAACUCCAGAAGCAUUUAUAAUCAUCAAUAAAUACAACGGAAACAUUCCUUCACACAACAACAUUUAACUUUACUAAACUAUUAGUCGCAUGAUUUCAUUAAAAAGGGAUGGAUGCCUACACAUUACCAACGUACUUCCCACUGGCUUUCUUUGUAUUUCAGUACCUAUUCAGAUUUACAAUUUCUGGCUUCUCGACGAGUAGCUGCGGUGGCAGCUGCAGCAACUGUGCUGCCCCCACCUCCACCACUACCGACCUCAGCAGUGACUGCUACGAAUUCAGUUAACUCUACAAACGUCAAUUGCAUCAACACCUGUAAUGACAAUCCAAACAGUGGUACGGAUGAGUGCAAUCCUGCCGAGAGCAGCAAAUUGCAGAUGUCUCUGGACGUCAUGAACAUGGCUGCUGCUGUACACCAUCACUCGCACCCACUUCAUAACACUCACGGCGCUGUACCACCACCUACAGCUCAACCGCACGAUUUUCAUCCAGCCUACAGAAUUCCAAGCUACAUGGAACAUUUGUACUCACUCCAACGUACCAGUCCUACCGCAUCCUUUCACGAUCCAUACACAGGCUGUCCUUCAACAUUUCAUUUAACAGGGCUAACUUUCAACUCUGGUGAUUAUUUAGGUGCUCGUGCUGUUAGUUCCCUGGGUGAUCUACAUCCAGCAACGGCGGCAGCUGCAGCAGUAGCUGCCAAUUCCUUAACAAGUACCGAUUUUCAUUUGAGCGUCGAUGGAUCCCGACUGAAUAAUUCACGAGCGGGAAGUAUACGGGCCAGCAUUAGUCGGAAACGUGCCCUUUCCUCCUCGCCAUAUUCGGAUUCCUUCGAUAUAAAUUCAAUGAUUCGAUUUUCACCAAACUCAUUGGCCACAAUUAUGAAUGGUUCGCGCUCCAGCAGCACCGCUAGUGGAUCGUACGGUCACUUAUCAGCUGGUACUAUCAGUCCAGUUCCUCAUUUGCAACAGCUACAAGCCCAUUUAAUACGCGCUAGUGCUGGUUUACUGCAUCCUAUGCCAUCACAUCAAGCUGCAGCUGCCAGUAUGUUUGCUAUGGGACAUAUACACCCACUGCAAUCAGCAGCAGCUGCCGCAGCCGCUGUCGCAGCAACAGUUACAAACAAUGGUGUUGGUAGCACAAGCAACGCUGGAGGAAUGCCACAAAUCAAUAAAAAUAAUGUUAGUGACAUAGUAAAUACGCCAAAUCCAGGCACUAUCUCAAAAAAUUAUUAUGAAGACGUGGCAUUAAUAAAUAAAACUAAGCCAGAGCUGCCGACUUCAACAUCAAGUGGUGUAGCACAAGUUGAAGCGGAUAGUGCGUCAUCAAACACACUCCUGCAUCGGUGCAAAAUCAUCAAGAGUCCACUGGCACCCUGCUCUAGCAAUGUUCAGUGUAAUACAACAACACCACACAGCGACUAUGAGUGCCCCAUUGUCGACACUACCGACAUAAAAGACGAACCGGGUGAUUUUAUAGAAACCAACUGCCAUUGGCGUGAUUGUGGUAUAGAGUUCGUGACGCAGGAAGAGUUAGUUAAACAUAUUAACAAUGAUCACGUACAGACCAAUAAGAAAACAUUCGUUUGCCGAUGGAUUGAAUGUUCUCGUGGCGAAAAGCCUUUUAAGGCCCAAUAUAUGCUGGUUGUACAUAUGCGGCGGCACACGGGGGAAAAGCCGCAUAAAUGCACGUUUGAGGGUUGCUGCAAGGCAUAUUCCCGUCUUGAGAAUUUAAAAACCCAUCUACGUUCACAUACAGGCGAGAAGCCUUAUACCUGUGAGUACCCUGGUUGCAGUAAAGCCUUUAGCAAUGCAAGUGAUCGCGCUAAGCACCAAAAUCGCACACACAGCAAUGAGAAACCAUAUAUAUGUAAAGCACCAGGAUGCACCAAACGCUAUACCGACCCUAGCUCUUUACGUAAACACGUAAAAACAGUCCAUGGUGCCGACUUUUAUGCUAGCAAAAAACACAAGGGGUCUUCCAACGAGGAUGAUAAUGGUGGUAUAGAUGGGCAUGGUAUUACCAGCAGUGCGAUUGGAUCAAAUGGUUUAAAAUCUUCCUUACAUAUGCAACUUCAUAAUCACAAUCAUCCUCAAUUCGAUUCAAGUCCUCGUAGCGAUGACAUGCACUCGGGCAAAACAAACAGCAUUUCAAGUCCAAGCAUCAAAUCGGAAUCUGAUGCUAAUUCUCCGGAUCACAGCCCCAACGGGGCAGAGGGUAAUCAGCUAUUGGUACAUAGGUCACAAUUACGUUCGACUGGUAAUAUUCGUGACAACGAAAAUUCUACUUCAGGAACCGGUUUUAGGGCUGACGAAUUUCAAUUGAGCUCUGUAGCGCCCCUUGAUGAGGGUUGGGAGUAUGACGAAGAUUUGGAAGUUGAAGAUUUGCCAUAUGUUUUGCGUGCAAUGGUAAGCAUUGGUAGUGCGGUCAACGCCGGAAAUGGUGGCUGCGGAAAUAUAAAUAGUGGCCUGGGAGGCGGGGGUGGUGCAAGCGGGGUUCUUGGUGGAACUAUGUCGCGGCAGCGUCUUCGGGGUCGAUUACAGGCAAAAGGUAUAAAUUUGGGUUCAGUGAUGUUAUCAAACAUUCCUGAAGCACGUCGAAAUGUUGGCAUAGGAAUUGGUGAAUUAAAUAAAAGAAUAAAUAAUUUAAAAAUGGAGUCAACCACUUCCCCAAUGUCGCCGCCCAGCCCAGAUAACAUGUCCAAAAUGACAGGAAGUCAUACAACUGAGCUGCAGACCCGUUUACAACAACAGCAAUUUUUAAGACGUGAUAGUCAGAAUUCCAAUGCUAGCACUUACUAUUGCAGUAUGCAAAGUAGGCGCAGUAGCCAAUCCUCUCAGGUGUCUUCCAUAUCUACUAUGAGACCAACAUAUAACAUAGGCUCUUUCUAUGAUCCUAUAUCGCCAGGCUGUUCGCGAAGAUCAAGCCAACUUUCGAAUAUAACUUCUAAUGUUUUGAGCGGCUACAGUAGUAAUUAUAAUGCUAAUGGUGGUACCAACGUGAACGCCAACAGCAAUAUUAAUAACACUAUGACCAUUGACAAAAGCCCAGCAAAUAACUUGAUGUUAAGCAAUUCAGCGACCGCUACUGAUAGUUCUCUGUGCAAUAAUAUAAUUAAAUUGAAUAGAAACAAUGUGAACAGCCACAGUUUGCCACCACCACCAUCCUCGCAUUUGAUAUCAUCACGUUUGCGUCUUCAAAACAAAAAUUAUCAGCACAAAACUCCACCUCGCGACCGUGGUCGUAGCUCCAUACCAAACCUUCUAUUUCCACAACUCAUUGAAGAACAUUGUACUUCAUGCUCACUGUUAAAAUCUUCUCAAGGACAUUUUAAGCGUCGUCAAUCUGAGCCCACAAGGACAGAAAACAAUCAUCGUGCAUCUCCUCAGCCGACUUACGUUCCAUUUGUUCCAUACAAAAUGCCCAGCAGAACUCGCACAGCUAAUAGCAUAGAUUUAGAAGACAAUCAGGAUAAAUUAAAAACAAUUAAUUGUGUUGGAGCGAAACCUAUCGCUUCAUCUCGUGAACAUCAUCCAAACGAAAGAGUUAAUCUGGACGAAGUUGAAGAAGAUGAACUUAUCGAGAAUAAAUUGGUAUUACCAGAUGAAAUGCUUAUAUAUCUUAAUCAAGUAGCCGAUAAACCAUAUUCAACUCGGCAACAGGAGCCAACAAGCCAACAGCCAUUACAAACGAAACCAAAAGAAAUAAAAGCUUCAUCGAUCGUUGAUGAUACGGCAAAACAAGCACAAACUUCCCAACUUAUAGAAAGUGAUGUUGUAAAAGCAACGUGCACAUCAGCUUCUUCCACCAUGUAUCCAAACAGCCCCGCUUUAACUUGCGUAACACAAAACCAAACAACAAUAGGUCAAAUUAUGUCUCCUUUAUCCAAUUAUUGUGUGACGGCAAGGGAAAGUUCCACCCGCACUCUUAAUUAUGAAAUGAGUAGUCCUCAAGCACCUAAUUCAACAUACAACUACUAUCACGCCAACUCACAAGUAGCAGAACAUCACGAUAUGGAAUAUAACUGUAAUUAUAACAAUUCAACAAAUGACAGGAUGCUAGCCGACCAAUUGCAUCAGCAACAGCAACCGCAACAGCAAUUCGAACAUCAUUUGGCGAUUAACUACUUCCGCAUGGAGAAUUUGAAUAUUCAUUCUAGAGUACACAAUUCAAAUUUACCACACCAGUAUCAGCACCAACAGCAUUCUCAAUUUCAACAACAGCUAAAGUCACAACAAGAAAAUACAGCUAUUUGCGUCGAUUCGUCAAUGACAAGUUUACCAGAAACUACAGCCGACAGUAUUUCGAAACCUUGCGCUGAGCAGAUUACAGCAGUUGAAGCUGUGGGUGUAAAUAAUAACCUAUUUUACCGACUACCUAGUACGGAGCGACGGUUUCAGCAACAUCAGCAAAUGUUGCAAAUUCAAAGGCCAGCCUUACCAGCAUUGAGUGACCCAGUCUGCAAAUUAGCUGUUGCCGAAAUUCAAUGUGGCGAUAUCAGUCAAUCCCAAAUGUCCCCCAUAUUGGAAUCACGGCAACCAAACCCACCAACUAAAGUUAUAAUGGCAGCAAACACUACAACACAAACAGCUGUGACUACCGCUAUGACCAUGCAAUCAAUGUCGACCAAUCAAAUCCAGGUAGGCCCAGCAGUAGGACAUUUCAUAAACAACUUUCCAACCACAACAAUAACAACAGUUGCGGCAUCAACUACUGAAUUAUUUGGCAGUAGUAGAAAUAAUGGACAAAAUGUGACCUAUAUUCCAAACAACGAAUCGGUCGCUAAUGGCGGUAUGCGUUUCGAUACAUACCAACGCACACUUGAAUAUGUACAGAACUGCCAAAACUGGUUACAUACUAACGAUUCCGGCACACAUGGCAAUAGCAAUCACGACAAUGAAAGGCCUGAUUACGAGCAAAACGCCCAGCAAGCUGUUAGCAGUUCAACACAUCCCAGCAAUAAUAUGAUAAUCAAUGACAUGACAACGUCGUUGAGCUCGUUACUAGAAGAAAACAGAUAUUUUCAACUCCUGCAAUGAGUAUGAAAUAUAUACAUAUACAUAAGUAUAUUAUAUUCCCACUUAGCAAUUACUCGUGUGCUAUGUCAAAACAAAAGAUAAAUAUUUGACGGGGUUUUCUGGGCGAUAGGAAAUACGGUAGGUCUUUCGUGUCCUCAAUGUCCUUUCUUUACCAUGCUAAAUACAUGUAUAUAUUCACAAAUUAUUUGAAAAAUUUAAUCUUUGUCUUAGCUACCACAUUCCCUCUUUCUAUAUGCGCUUAUAGAGCACAAUAGAAAUAUUUAACUAGUUUCGGUGCGUAUUUACACACCAUAGUUCCCUUGUUCAUUUUUCUUUUGAUAAAAAAACGUGUCAUUGAUGGUAAAUCAAAUGACAAGACUGUAACUGUUCAUCCUCCUGAUUGAUGAUUGUGUCUUAUUACAACAUUUUUUUGUGUUUAAGUUAAAUAUAUUAUGUAUUAUGUCAUAUAUAAGAAGAAAACACUUUGCGUUAUGUGCCGUUAUGGUCCUUUUUUGCAAAAUCACCUUCGAUUUUUUAAUCUGAGUAAAUAUAAUUCGUCACACAAUUUAUAACUCAAGAACGGCUGAACUGAUUUGACUGAAAAUUGGUGGGGAGGUAGCUUAGAAACUGGGGACAAUCGUUGCAGAUCGUUAAAAGUCAAAACAAUUCUUAUAUAAAAUAUUAUAUUUCAAAUCAAAAGCAUGUGUUCAAUUUGCGUAUAAAAAUCAAUUUUUUCAGAACAAAUUAAUAUAACUGCCUGGGUUCAAUAAUUUUUGAUUCCAUGCAUUUCGAUAUCUAUGGUUUUUACUAAUUGUUGUUAAUGAAAAAGGCGUUUUUGUUUUGACACACUAUGUGGAACAGAAAAUCUUCUUAGCAGAUGCAUCGCCAGUUACCGCGUCUACUUUGUUAGAUGAUGGGCGAACACAUAAAUUCAUAACAAACCAAACAAAACAUGUAACAUAAAAAAAUAGCGGAAUAGCUACAGUAUGAUAUCUUUGACUACAACGCAGUAAAGAUACAUAUGAUGCCAGUACCAAAGUCAACAAUCGGAGCUGCUGGCUUAGACCUAAUUACAUUUAUAUAUUUAUUAAAUAUACAUACGUCUUCCAAUGCAUUUUUGCUUCUUUAUAUGGAAGGUACUUAUAUAUUAUAAAAGCAAUUUUGUCGACGAAAAAAUUUAUAAAUUUUCAAGUGGAUAAACAACAAAACAAUGUACAAAGUAUUUAGCCGAAUUGUUUUAAGCUGAUAAUGUGCUAAACAUUUUCCACGAAUAAUUCAUUUAUAUAUAAAAUUUCUAAAAAUUCUAAAAUGUUUUAAUUUGCAUUCAGUUCUCUAUGUUUUUUAAGCAAUUAAUUAUGUUUUUACUCUCCCAAUAUGUUGAACAGCUUUGUUCUCUUAACGACGAACAUGACGAAUUGAUUUAACAAUAACUGUCUAUCCGCCAUCACCUGAGGAGCCUGAUUUUGGAAAUGGGCACAGCCACUUAUACGUCACACAUAAAUUAUUUAAGCUGUCGAAACCAAAUUUGUUGACAAAACCUUUGCGUGUAGCAAUGGGCCAUUUCCUAAAUAAUCCGAAAAAACGUGAUUUUCAUCUUUCUGGGCUAAAGUUACAGCUUUUCUAUAUACAUAUGUAUGUCUCAUUAAAGCAAAUGUAUCGAUUAUAGUUUGUCUAACCUAAAAUUCCUAAAAUGGAUAUCACGAAUACUAAGUAAUAUCUAUACCCUACUUUACAUACUUAAUAAAGUAUCUAUCUAACGUGAAGAGAUUUUCUUACUUGGAAUAAAAGUAGCCGUACAUGUACAUAGGCAUUAGUAUAUUACAAACCCAUAGAUAACAUUAUUGUGGUAUUAAAAGUACAAAAGACAACAAGUGCCACCGAUUAUACUACACAAUAUAAUUAUAAAUGCUUAUAAAAUUUGGCGCAAAUAUACACAAAUGAAUGCAAUUGGUUAAGAUAAGCAAAUACUAUGUAAGUAAGCAUAUGUAUAUAGAAACGCGCAUUACACUACAUCAAUGUAGAUACAUUCAUUGAUGUAUUUAUUGCAAUAGUUAUGUACUUAUGAAGUAAAAACAAUUAUAAAACCUACCCAUCAAAUAGGGCAUACAUUAUUAUUCUUAUGUAGCACAAACAUACAUACAUAUGUAUGUGUAUCAUUUUCAAAACAUACAAGUACACCUAACAUAUGAACAUCAAAACUAUAAACAUAUUAUAUGACAUAUGCAUUAGGGUGUUUAAAAAAAUUUUAAGCGUUAUCCUCUCAAGUGUUUCUAUUUGAUGUAAAAAAAAUCCUCACCAAACAUGAGCCCUAUUGCUCAAUUCUAAGGGGUUCCUAUUUUUAUUUAAGUCUCCCAUAUACUUAACAAUCGAAAUAUUCUUACUUUAAUUAAUUUUUUAAAACACCUUAAUAUCCAUACCUACAAAUAUGUUCUAAUUAUGUAUGUAUUUAUAUUAACUUGUGUAUAUAAGAUAUAUAUAAAUACAAUUAGAAAAGUUGAACAAGUCUACAAAUUAUAUAAAAAUAUAUUUAUAAAUGAAAUUAAUGUCGGAUGAGCAUAUUUUUUUAUGGAAAACCAUGAAUGUACACAUACAUAUAUGAAUGGUACAUACUCUACCAGCCAAAAGUGGUGAAAAAAUUAUUGAAACACUAGGUUUUCAAACCCUCCAAACUACUGAAAAAAGUGGUAAGUCCGCCAUAGGCGUUGUGCAGAUUCUAACCACUUUUCUGCUUACACGUACGUAUACGUGUGAUCAUAAUGUAUAUCUCUGUUGCGCUCCUUUAGUAGUGUCAUAUAAGAAAAAGUAUAUCUGAGCUACUCUUAUAUCCCCAAUCGACAGCUGAUGCAGGGUUGCAUUUUCUUAUUCCCAAUUUAAAAUGUUUUUAGAAUUCUAAACAAACAUUUUAAAUUUUUUUUUAUUUCCUCUUUAUUAAUAUACAAUUUUUACAGAAUUACAAAUAUAUUUAAUACAAAAAUUAUUAAUAUCUGAAAAUAAAGAAUAAUUAAAUAGAAUUGAAGAUCUCUAAAAGAAAAAUUAAUUAUAUGAAAUGAUAAUAAUAUCUGAAAGAAAAGAUUAAUAUUAUCUGAAAAAAAAACAAAAUAUAUUAAAUACAAAUAGAAUUGACUCUGAAAGCAAAGAUUAAUUAAAUGAAAAUAGUGAUAAACUCUGAAAAGAAAGAUUAAUUAAAAAAAAAUAAUAAUAAUAUGUGAAAGAAAUAUUAAUAUUAUCUGAUCAUUUAAAAUAAUAUAUAAAACAAACAUUUGUUUUCACACUUUAUAUUGGUUUGUGCAGGCCGCCUUAAACGCAUAAAACACAUGUACAUACAAUGUAUUUAUUUUUGCGUAUUAUAUUGGACUGCGCAGUCCAAUUUCACACAACACACACUAUUUUCACAUACUUACUUAACAAUUUAUAUGAUAUUGCUACUGCUGCUAUUUCCAGUUCUAUUCUGAUUUCCAAUGCUAUAAAAAGAAAUGAAUGUUGAAAUAAAUCAAGAAAUGAGAUAACUUUUUUCAUAGCAUUUAAGUUAAAAAAAUAACCUGCACAUGGCGCUAGUGCAUAGAGAAAAAAUGUGUAAUUAUUUAAUUGUUCUUUAUUUUCAGAUAUUAAUAAUUUGUUUAUUAAAUAUAUUUGUAAUUAUGUAAAAAUUGUAUAUUAAUAAAGAAAAAGUAAAAAAAUUUAAAUUUAAAAUGUUUGUUUAGAAUUCUAAAUAUAUUUCAAAUUGGGAAUCAGAAAAUGUAACCCAGCAUCAGCUGUCGAUUGGGGAUAUUAGAGCAGCUCAGAUAUACUUUUUCUUAUAUGACACUACUAAAUGAGAAAAGUGGUUACCACUUCUUUUCAAAACCUAGUGUUUCACUGGUUUUAUCACCACUUUUGACUGACAGGGGUCUUCAGUAAACAUAUUUUUGUGUGUAUGUAUUAGGUAAUUUAUAUCACGUUGUCGUGCUUAAUAAGUUGACAGAAGUUUAUAUAUUUUUUAUAUAUACAUACAUACAUUAUUACUAAUACUUAAUGUCUUCCCUUUUUAACAAUUCAAAAAAUAAGUACGUAUUGCACAAAUUUACAGCAUUCAGAAGUCAGUUAUUUGAAAACAAAAUAAAAAUUAUUAAAAAAUAGUAAAUGUAUUUGUUUAUAAUUUCAUUUAUUUAAGUGGUUAAAAAAAUAAAUGUAAAGUUCAGCUUUGCUUUAAUCAUAAUUUUCUGUGUAGCAUUGGGCCUCAAUAAAGCGUUUCAAUCUGCUCCUGCUUGCUAUCAUCUAUUGUUCAUUCCACGAUUUUCCGCAUUUGUCGAUAUCCACGUAGUCUUAGGGCGGCUUCUCUUACGACUUUCUUUGGGCUUUCCAAUCCAGAGCUUGUCAACAAAGUUUUGAGGUAUCUUUAAGCAAUGUGUAACCUAUUUAUUUCCAUUUUCCCAAUUUCAUAUAGUUGAGGGAUGUUCAUGUCAGAAAACGGCUUCCGUUGAGCGCAAAAAUGUUCAUGCACGAUCAAUACCCGAACUAUCAGCACAUUCGGCUCAAGCGCUCAAAAUGGCAUUCGUGAAUGAGCUAAAUUCAGCUCAAUUGCGGUAAAUUCGUUUGCUUGCUGAGUUUAUUCACGCUCGUGUUGAAACAGCUCUACUCAAGCGUUCGCUCAUUCGGCUCAACAAUGAUCGUGUUGAAUGAAAACAAAAACACAAAAGAGCAAACUCAACGCCUAUGAGCAAACUCAAUGGGUAUGAGAAAACUCAACGCAUAUGAAUAAACUCACUGUGCUUGAAUAAAAGCGCCGUCUCCUUAAGCGAUUUGCAGCACUUACAUACAUACAUAUGUCUGUUUAAAUUUGAAGAAUUUUUUGGCAAAUAUUUUAAAAUAUUGCUACAGGAUUGGCAGUAUAUAUGUAAAUCCAUUCCAAAUAGUGCCAUCCUCUUUAUUAAUUUCAGAUAAUAUAUUCCAAACAUGGCUCCUUCCCUUAUGUCGGGCUGACAAUGUGUAGGCGUUUGUACGUAUUUUUUCUAAAAUAUCUUCUUGCUCCAUAUCGACGGGAUGACAAAUACAUA
Molecule: messenger RNA, 10835 nt
Organism: Bactrocera neohumeralis
Lineage: Eukaryota; Metazoa; Arthropoda; Insecta; Diptera; Tephritidae
Gene: ci
Product: transcriptional activator cubitus interruptus
Exons: 6
Coding region: 898-5823 (1641 amino acids)
Biological process (GO): regulation of transcription by RNA polymerase II
Cellular component (GO): nucleus
Molecular function (GO): RNA polymerase II cis-regulatory region sequence-specific DNA binding; DNA-binding transcription factor activity, RNA polymerase II-specific
Source: RefSeq, a predicted model, not a curated record